This is a messenger RNA of Podarcis lilfordi (Lilford's wall lizard), 6349 nucleotides long. The record is from the annotation of a GenBank genome assembly. NCBI's taxonomy places the organism in Eukaryota, Metazoa, Chordata, Lepidosauria, Squamata, Lacertidae.
GCCCGAAUCACGUGGACCCGAGUCACAUGGCCAAGGGAGGAAAAAGGGGGUCCUUUUUGGUGUAAAUCUGGAGUCUAAUUCCGUAAUAUAUCACGGUACCUCGUAAAACCGACACUAAAACGUCCCGGCCUACAAAUCACCCGGCCAGAUUAUGAGUUCAUUGUAUUAUGCGAAUGCUUUAUUUUCUAAAUAUCAGGCCGCAAAUUCGGUUUUCCCCUCCGGAGUGUUUCCUGAGCAAACUUCUUGCGCAUUCGCUUCCAAUGCCCAGCGCAACGGGUAUGGCUCGAGUUCCACGGCCUCUUUCGCUGCUUCCAUGCCUGGUCUGUACCCCAACGGGGGAGGCAUGCACCCCCAAGCCCCCGGCAUGUAUUCCAGCAGCUACGGGCUGGAAGCCGCCUCUUUCAACAUGCACUGUUCCCCUUUCGAGCAAAACCUCUCCAUGAUGUGUCCGGGAGACGCGUCCAAGUCCAGCUGCAACAAAAACGACCAGAGAGACGCGGACUUGCGGCACGAAAACAACUUGCGGAUAUAUCCUUGGAUGAGAAGCACAGGUGAGAGUCCUCUGAGGUGGGUGGGUGGGGAGGGGGCGAGGAAACCUGGGGGGGGGGAGAUGCUAUAAAUGAUUUUGGUGGGAGGGGAAGUUGUGUUUGGGGAUGUGCGGACGGGGGGGGGAGGAAAGAGGACGGUGCUGAGCUCUCCUUUUAUGACGUUUGCCUCCAAAGGAAUGAAUCUCUCUCUUCUCCUCUCUCUUUCUCUCUGAGACCCCCCUCAAGGAAGCAACCCUUUCAUACAUACAUACAUACACAAACAAACAAAUAAGCAGCUUAAAUAUUUAUUAGCUCGGCUGCUCCUGCUGCGGGCUUCCUCUACGCAAAGGAAGAUAGUGUGUUGGGAUUACAGAGCUGUACGAUAAUAAUAAAAAAGUGGGGAGAGAGGAAAGGAAACCCACCCUUCAAGUCUCUCCCUCCCCGCGCCAUAUAUGCAUAUGUUUAUUUAUUCCUCAACGGUUCCAAAGAAAGGAAACUUGGGAAUAAGUUUCCAUGGAAUACGGCUCAGGGCGUUGUGGUGGGUGUCGUUUGGUUUUGCUGGGGGUGGCUGUAUACAACGUUAGCCCUUACUUUCAGUAGACCCAUUGGAAUGAACGGGCCUGUCUGUGUUCGUCUCGUCCAUUCAUUUCAGUGGGUCUCUCCUGAAUAGGACGGACGUUGGACACGACCCCAGGAAGAAGAAGAAGAAAGACGCAAGGAGGGAGGCAGGAAUCGAGUAGGGGCCGGGCAACACAGAGGAGUGUGCGGUUGUUGUCGUCGUUCCGCGAUAUUAAGAGUUUCGCUUAAUUUGCUCAAGCACCGCUGCUAAGUCGACAUUCCUUCGGAACUGGAGUUGCCAGCAAACAUGUCGCCCGUCUCUUCCUCUCGCUCUUCAUCAGAACCUGCGGGGGCCCCCGGGGAAUUAAAUGACUUGUUCUGGAAGAGGAAAUCGGAAGGGAAUGGAGUGAUCAAAGGAGAAAGCGGAGGGGCGGGGGCGUACAGUAUAUCUCCCCUCCUCAAAUUUGCUUGUGGCACUUAGGAGCAGAAGCGUGGAAAAAAAGCUGCAGUCCUAUAUACCCAACUGACUUGGUAGUAAGUCUUACUGAACUCACGGAGACUUACUUCUGGGUAGGGGUGUACUGGGCUGCACUGUAAGUGGCUGGUUUACAUUUGUGACUCUGGUAGGGCGCCAAAGGUUUCUGUAGCAGGAGGACAAAUACCUCGGGCUUGUUACAUCUAGCUUCCCCCCCUCCCACCAACCCCAAUUGUGUGUGAAUCAUUGACAAGAACCAACCCUGUAAUCAAUCUGUCUGUCUUUCUCUCUGUCUGCUCUUGGCAUUAUUCUUAAAGCCAACGUGGGACAUUUGUUUUCCCUCUAAAUUUGCCAAGGCACCUUACGAAACAGAGAGGGGAGGGGGUGAACCCACCGCAAAAUGGUGUUUGAUGCACAAACCUGCUUACUCAUAUUAGAUGCCCAUAAGCCUAUUGAAUGAUGCCAAUGCCCAUCUUAUUACGAGAGCGACAGAGGGGCCAGAUAAACAGCCCCUGUUUUCUUGGUUGCUAAGGCUUAGGUGAUGCCUACCUCCACAACCAGCGCUAAUUGACACCAAAUCCUGCAACGGGACCAGUAGAAAUGAACAUCUUAAUAGGACCAGCCACAAUCAGCUUUGCUGGAUGAAGGUUUUCGAGUUGCACAGAACGCUUCUUCAGGCUUGAUGUUCCAGGGGAAAUUAAUCAGAAAUGGAGAAAUGCAGUGUUAAGUUUCACUUAAGCCUGUAGACUCUUGGGUCUUAAGUUACCCAGGAAAAUCAGGAGGUGGGUAGAAGGGGUAAAACAUCGGAAGAUGGGGCUAUUGAGCUACCCCCCACCUGAUGUGAAAGGGAUUACAGGUGUAGGAAAGACUUCUGCUGGCCUUCUAGCAACUGAGCAAAUUGUAAUGUUUUCAUUUUGUUACCAGCGUUGGUAUUAACAGGAUGCCCGUGCCCACUGUCGUUCUUGCUAGCGAGUUCCGCGUUUGCUCUUUCUCCAAGGCUGACCACAAGCGCUUUUAGGUAGCUGGGAAAUGUGGGGAGAGACUUCUGGAAAACCUUCGCAACACUUCCCCGUCCUCCGGACAAGCUGAGAGCAAAGGUGUUGUGGUACGACUAAUAGUAUAGAAAAAAAGGGCAAUGUGAGGGAGGGCGCAGGGCAAUGAAGAGUAUUUUGCCAGUGGCCAGUUGCAAAAUCCUUUAUUAUUAUUUAAUUGCAUGGCAACACACACAAAUAGGUAGAAGAUGAACAGGUAGAACUAUAUCUGCUGCAAAAUGUAGGGCAGUUAGGUUAGGAGCCCUGGGUAGUGGAAAUUACUGAAGGAACUCUACCAACCCUUCCUCUCGCCCACCCCGUCCACAUCCCCUGCGAUUUGCCAGGCAAGUCCUCUGAUACAGUAGUGUGAUAAAGGAGUUAUCUUUAAAGGCACAUCGUCUGCGACGCAGCUUUUUAGUACUCUUAGGAGGGCGAGAGCAAACAUUCCAGGCCGGGACUAUAUGCAGAUUGCAGCAAAGCAGACGUGGAGGGAGGGGGGGGGGAGAAGAGUGGGAAGGAAAGAGGCACAUCAAAGCAAAGUUCUCAAAGACCUAGCCUAAUAGGUUGGUUUCUCCUCCCUUAUUACCUGAUCCAUAAACUGUGGUUUACAGAUGAUAUAUCAAAGCACAAUUUUUGUGUGUGCGCGCGGGGGUCUGGAGUGGAGUGGUGGGAGACACGGCUUAGAAUAACCCUCUCCUUUCUCCCCACUUCAUUUGAAACACAGUGGUGACGGGUUGGGGGGGUGUUUAGGGAGGAGGGGGCAGAGUGUCGUGUGGGUUGGUUAGGUGCUGAAAAGGACUCUGAAAGAUCUGAUUGCCGUCUGUAGAAGACGACGCGGUAUCGUUGCUAAGGGUGGCUUCCUUGCCAGUUCCCAGAACUUACAUAGGCCUUAGAUCCAGCUAGAGAAGGUUCUUCCCCCGCCCGCCCGCCUCCCUCUGUUCUCCACCCCCACCCCCAACCUUCCGUCUUUCUUGUCUGCUGUUGGGUUGGAUCUGGGCGAUUCAGUUGGCGAAAAGAGAAUGUGUCUUGGUUGCCCUAUUCAAGAGAAGUUUAUGGUGCUCCCUUCAACAGAUUUUACAACCCACAUUCCACAGACGUCUUAUCCCCCCUCGCCUUUUCAGUCAGGCGGACUUUUCUACGACUCUUUUCUUGAACAGAAGACUAUCGCCGCCGCCCCGCCGCCCCCUCCCUCCCCCCUCUUUUUUUUGUAAAACAGCAAACACUUCUCAAACCUCCAGAAAGUUUCAGAUGAAUGAUGUAGCCUCCUUUGGCUGGACAGAAAAAUCUAUCUGCUCAAAAGCAGGAGUAUCGAUUCGGUUACGGGAUCGUACCCACAAGCGGACUCUAAGAAAUGACAGGGAAAUUGAUUCCUGGUUUGAAUCCAGAUUCUUUGGAGGCCCGUGUAAAAUAGUUGUGGUCGGUGACAUGCACGCCUCUUCCUUUGAGGAGUUCCCAUGUCCACAUACUUUGUCCAGCUUCCGAAUUCCCUAAUGGAGGGGAGACCAAUUUUUCUAGACACUCGGAGAGAAAUAAAACACAAGUUGAAUUAGGAAGGAAGUAACAUUACCCGCGCAUUAGCAUUGCUGGCUUCCAGAAGCUUACCAGAUGUGGAGAUGUUUCCAAGGAAUUUAAACCCAUUCCAAUAUUUGCUGCGUGAUUAAGAAUUAAUCUCACACUUUUGGAGAAGGGAAAUAACGCACCUUUUGAUAAUAAUACUUUCCCCACACGCAUAAAUCUCAAGUAUGGGGGCUGGGUUUGAGGUGUGUGUGAGAUAUAUCUGGACAUUUAAAAACAUCGGGUUUUGCUUGGGCAAAAUGUGAAGCAGUAACAAACGUCCUAAAUUACGCUUGAAGUCCUAGGCAUCAUUUACCCGAGAAGAGGACCCAUUACACUAAAUGAGACUUACUUCCGAGUAAACAGGGGACAAGCUCAGUCUUCGCUGCUGAUAUAUCUUGAGAAUGUAGAACUGCAAACCUAAAAGGCUACAAUAAAGCCUUUGGGAGGAGGCAUUCUGGUAAUAUCCAUUAUACUUCACGUUACUCUUCCUUUUAUUUCGAGAAUAAUCGCUUGCUAGUCCGCACAGGCAAAAAAUAACUUAUUCUUGAGGUGCCAUCCUGUGCGCAAUCCUAUGCAUGCCUACUCAGAGUUAAACCUCAUUGAGUUCAGUGCGACUUACUUUCAGGUAAGCCUGCAUAGGAGAUCGCAGCCUACAGACUAAGGUAGCAAGCCUAACCUUGUCCUGUUGAAUUUAAAGCGGCUUGCUUCAAGGUGAUUGGAGUUAGGAACAAAUUUAACGCGGACAAUCUUUUGUGGAUUAUGAUACAGUACAUUCCUUCCUGAGUUAAACUCUAAAUCCAACCUUUAUUUUAAAACAAACAAAGAAACGCUUCUUGUUAUAACAAGGCAGACUUAAUUUAAUUCGAGUUGAUUUGACCAGUACAAGUGGGCAGUGAAUCCGGUAGGGAUAAUACAAAUUAAGAAGAGAAAAUCACAAAAGAAGCAGCGAGCGAAAGGGAACUGACGAGAUUCUCAUUUAUUGUUUCACAGGGACUGACCGGAAGAGGGGACGCCAGACCUACACCAGGUAUCAGACGCUGGAGCUGGAGAAGGAAUUCCACUACAACCGUUACUUGACCAGAAGGCGACGCAUCGAGAUAGCCCACGCUUUAUGUCUUACAGAAAGACAGAUCAAAAUCUGGUUCCAGAACAGGCGCAUGAAGUGGAAAAAGGAAAACAAACCCGCAGGCCCCGGAUCAAACGUCCCAGAAAAACCAGAUGCUGAAGAAGAUGAAGAAGAGUGAAGGGGGAAGAAGGCGGGGGAGAGGGGAGAGAGUGAGAGUGAAAGAGAGAAAGAAAAAGAGAGCGCGAGUGAGUGAGAGAGAGAGAGAGAGAGAGAUGUUGGUGAGAAGAAGCUUCAGCAAAAACUGAACUGUACUGUCCAGAAAAAUAAAAGGAAGAAACGGAAUUUUAAAAAGUGAACCAAUAAAGACUGUACAUUAAACAAGAAACGAAAACAUCUAAGCAAAACUGAAAACAAAAACAAAAAAAUAUGAAUGGUCUAUUCUGUUUCUCGACACUUGGAAAACUACCUAUAUUAACAUUUCUCUGCUUUGUUUUUUGUACAACAAAAAUGAAUAAUAAAUCUACCUAUUAAAUGUCUCUUUAGAAGCAAAUAUAGAUAAUGUUUUGUUCCCCUGUGUGGGUAUUCAUAUAGUCCCAAGUAUUUGUAAAUCUUCCUGUUUAAAGAAAAGGGAGGGUCUUUUUCCCCCUUCCCUAAUGUAACUUUUUUUUUUAUUAAGAAAAUGGUAUAUGAAGUGAAAAUGUGGACGUGGUUAGCACUUUUUCUUAGAAAAACGUAUGAAGGGAACACAACGCUUAACAUUAAGACGACUGUUGUACAUAAUUCUAAGAGAUUUCCCCCUUUUUAUUCUCCCCUCUCCUCUUCGUAGAUUUGUGCCUCUACGUCUGGUUACCGGUGCUGUAUUUUUAUUUUUCCUUAUAUUUUCCUUUUGCUUGUUUAUUUUUUUUAAUUAUUUUUUGGUUGGUGUAUAUUUUUACAUGUUGGACAAUGGACCACUUCCUUAUUGCCGUUACUAGAGGAUCUGAAAAUUAAUAUUGUGCUGAGUAAAACUGAUGUAUAUGAUAGGUAGCAAAUAAUUUUAAUAGUUGGCCAAGCCUUUUUAUUCGUAUUAUGUGAUUACUAUGCGUAGAGAGAGGGAAAAGAAUCAUUAAAAAAGAAAAUAACCUUACUGAAUAGA